Molecule: messenger RNA, 704 nt
Organism: Cuscuta campestris
Lineage: Eukaryota; Viridiplantae; Streptophyta; Magnoliopsida; Solanales; Convolvulaceae
Source: the annotation of a GenBank genome assembly
GGGCCGGGCCGAAGUAUUAGCAAAUAACGUUCACAUGGGCCCAUCUAAUGGCGGGCCCGAAAUGAAAAAACAAGAGAGUAUGGAAUUUUCCAUUUAUUAAUAAAAACCCGAAGGCCCACGAAACCGACCGUUGAAGCUGCAACGGUCGUUGUCUUCAAAGGUUCUUCCCGUUUCCUUCUUCACUCUGCUAUUAAUCACAAGUGAUUUCUUUUCAAACCCAUCUGUGUAGUUUGUUCACUCUGUACAAAUGGAGGAAGAAAAGCAAGAAUCGCCGCCGGCGCCGGUUCAGAAAGAGGACGCCGGCGUUCCGACCAAGCCCAGUCUAACCGGAAGAACUACCAUUCCCGACCGGCUUAAGCUUCCCAAGGCAUUCAAAUACCCUGAAAGGUACACAAGCCCGACUGAUCAGAUGAUGUCCCCUGCUUCAAAGCGACUCCUUUGUAACGCCGGCAGAACCAGAAAGGCCGCCGCCAUUUCCGCCGCCGAUGCCGGGCCGUCGUUACCCCCAAAGCCUAUAAAGAUGCAAGCUCUAGCACCCCUUCAGCCUGACCGUCUCGAUAGUUGAUCUUUUUUAUUAAAAUAAAAUCCUUUGUGGCAUUACUGUAAUUUUCCGAACUGAAUUUUUUUCUGUUUUUAUGUACUAAAUAAAGAGUUUUAUUUUGGAAAUUUAUGGCUAUUGUUUAAGAUAAAGUUGUAUGAUAUUU